UAUGUAUUUAUUUUGUCUCCUUAAAAUAUGAUUGGUCAAUAGAAUCGAUUGUUUACGUGUUGAUGAUGUUUUUUUUUAAUAGUUGGGAGAAGGAUGAUUUCAUUUUUCUUAUUGUUAUUGGAAAAAAACCAUUCAAGAACAAUCGUUUGAUAUAUAAAUCAGAUGAUGUUUCUAUACUUUACUCCUUUUCCUCCCCCACUUCUUUUUUUUUCUUUUUUUUUCGAUUUGAAUUUAUUUUUUGCUAUUUAUUUCAUUCUCUUCUUUGUUUAUCAUAAUGUGUUCAACUACCACCAAACAUGGUAUGCCAAAGAUGCAUCAUUCUCAAUCGUUUUGUACCUGUUGCGGAGUUGAUAUCUCCAGAUUUAGUCAUGAAUUCUGGUGCCGUUAUUCUCGUUAAUGAAAGAUUGAUUUCUUUCUUUUAUGCAUGUAUAUUACUUCUUUCCUUUGUCUCUUUUUAUAUUAUGUAGAUAUGAUCCUUUUCUUUCCAUUCCUAUCUUUUUGAUUAGGCAAACCUUGUAUAUGACUUUUUUAUUAUUAUUAUUGUUAUUCUUAUAUAUAAUUGAUUGAUACCCUCCCUUUUUGUUUUUCUG
Halteromyces radiatus is the source of this 590-nucleotide messenger RNA. RefSeq lists its product as uncharacterized. The record is from RefSeq and is a predicted model, not a curated record. NCBI's taxonomy places the organism in Eukaryota, Fungi, Mucoromycota, Mucoromycetes, Mucorales, Cunninghamellaceae. The transcript is spliced from 3 exons. The coding region runs from base 63 to 275 and encodes 70 amino acids.